Messenger RNA from Balaenoptera musculus (blue whale), 538 nucleotides. RefSeq names its product S100 calcium binding protein A5 (gene S100A5). Bases 50 to 334 code for a protein of 94 amino acids. The transcript is spliced from 4 exons. Lineage: Eukaryota; Metazoa; Chordata; Mammalia; Artiodactyla; Balaenopteridae. Gene Ontology annotation, molecular function: calcium ion binding; transition metal ion binding. Gene Ontology annotation, cellular component: nucleus; cytoplasm. The record is from RefSeq and is a predicted model, not a curated record.
GCGUGAGUUCUCUGGCUCUCUCCUUCCUUGCCUCCAGAACUGCACACACAUGUUGGAGACUUCUUUGGAGAAGGCUCUGACCACUAUGGUCACCACUUUCCAUAAAUAUUCAGGGAGAGAGGGCAGCAAACUGACUCUGAGUAGGAAGGAGCUGAAGGAACUGAUCAAGAAAGACCUGUGUCUUGGUGAGAAGAUGAAGGAGAGCAGCAUCGAUGACCUGAUGAAGAGCUUGGACAAGCACAGCGACCAGGAGAUGGACUUCAAGGAGUACUCGGUGUUCCUGACCACGCUGUGCGUGGCCUACAACGACUUCUUCCUGGCGGACAACCAAUGACUGGGCCCUGGCUCCUGGCCCCUGCGGCUCCUCUCACAGACCCUCCGUGGCCCCUUGCCUUCCCCUCCCUCCCAGAUGGACCCUGCUUCAGCCUUCCCUUCCAGCAGAGGAAAUAAAGAUUUUUGAUUCCAGGUGUCCAGGGCUGGUUUGGAACAUUCUUGUCCACCUUGGCUGGGGGUGGGGUGGGACCAGGCAGAGCUUCUC